Messenger RNA from Schizosaccharomyces japonicus yFS275, 597 nucleotides. RefSeq names its product diadenosine 5',5'''-p1,p6-hexaphosphate hydrolase Aps1. The transcript has a single exon. Gene Ontology annotation, molecular function: bis(5'-adenosyl)-pentaphosphatase activity; inositol-5-diphosphate-1,2,3,4,6-pentakisphosphate diphosphatase activity; metal ion binding. Lineage: Eukaryota; Fungi; Ascomycota; Schizosaccharomycetes; Schizosaccharomycetales; Schizosaccharomycetaceae. Bases 1 to 597 code for a protein of 198 amino acids. Gene Ontology annotation, biological process: inositol phosphate catabolic process; diadenosine polyphosphate metabolic process; intracellular phosphate ion homeostasis. The record is from RefSeq and is a predicted model, not a curated record.
AUGCUUGUCGAACACACGGAGUAUGCCAGGACGGCUGUCGACCGGUCAAUGACUUCACGGGAGGGAAGAGCAAAGAAUCGGUUCAACCCCGUGACGGGGGCAAGGCUUGCUGCGGGAGUGGUUGCCUUGUCUCCGGACAAGAGUCGUGUUCUUAUGGUUUCUACGUUAAAAAAAUACCCCAGCUGGGUGGUGCCGAAGGGCGGUUGGGAGACAGACGAGACUGUACAGCAAGCUGCAUUGCGUGAAGGCUGGGAGGAAGGUGGUAUUGUUGGUCACAUUACCUGUUCGUUGGGUUGUUUUAAGGACAAACGUCCAGCAGACACUUUAGACCGUAGGAAAAAGUACCUCGUACAGCAUCAACAGCUUGUCCGGGAUGGCACGCUCAAUGCGAGCGAAGCUCUUAAGCCAAUUGUACUUCCUCCCCGUGCAGAGUGCGAGUUUUUUGAAGUUGUCGUAGAACGGCUUGAAAACAAAUACCCCGAAAUGCACAAGCGCUGUCGGAGAUGGAUGACAUAUUCAGAGGCAAGGGAAGCCCUGAACGCCCGAAGCGACCUGUUAGCCGCCCUCGAGCAAAGCUCCAUCGACAAAAGCGCUUAA